This is a messenger RNA of Uloborus diversus, 1698 nucleotides long. It is a transcript of the gene gol, whose product is annotated as RING finger protein 150-like. The record is from RefSeq and is a predicted model, not a curated record. The transcript is spliced from 7 exons. Bases 41 to 1534 code for a protein of 497 amino acids. NCBI's taxonomy places the organism in Eukaryota, Metazoa, Arthropoda, Arachnida, Araneae, Uloboridae.
CAUGAAGGUAACUUAGGCAUUCUCCAUAUGACCACAGACUAUGAGUAUAUUCAGAUGGCACGAUCUGUAUAUUGUUUUCCCUUUGAAUUUGUUUAUGAUUCUUAAGUGUCAGAGCACCAGAACAUCCAGUGUUCGUGGAGUGAACCGACAUUCCUUGUGGAUUUUAUAUCUUCUUCUGUUGUCUCUCCUGACUGAACAAUUUAAAUCUGUGGUCUCAUGUGAGUUCAACUUCGGCUAUGAAACAGAAGCUUACCUUUCUGCUGUGAUCAACUUGACAUAUGUGGAUCCAACCACGGGGGUUCUUACCCAGGAAAACCUGCAGAUGGGUAAGCUUUUGCCCGGUAAAACGGAAGAAGUUAGUGGCGUUGUAGUUCACGUGACAAGUAAUAAUCAUACUAGUCACGAAGCCUGCGAAAAACUGGAUACUGAUGUUCUACCACGAGAGCCUUUCAUUGCUCUAAUCAAGCAUGGAAAUUGUCGAGAUCAAGUGAAACUUAGGCAUGUGGCGGAUGGAAAUGCUGCUGCUGCUGUUUUGUAUAACGAUAAUCACAGCACGAGAUUUAUAAAAGUUGAACGCAAAGCAAACCAUAUUACAUUUGCUGUUAUAAACGAAAGAAAAGGUGAAUGGUUGGCUUCCUUGGUUGAUAAUGGAACUCGAGUGAUGAUGCGUAUUGGAAUUGCAUCAAUAGGAACUUUUCGGUUUGGUCAGAUAAACCGAACAUCUGUGCUGUUUGUAUCUAUAUCAUUUAUUAUACUAAUGGUGAUUUCUUUUGCUUGGUUGGUGUUUUAUUAUAUUCAACGAUUUCGGUACAUUCAUGCCAAAGAAAUACUUUCCCGACAUCUCUGCAGUGCUGCAAAAAAAGCAUUGGACAAAAUACCAGUUAAGACAGUAAGAAAUGAUGAAUCUGGUGCUGAAGAUGAUUAUGAGUGUUGCGCUGUUUGUAUUGAACCAUUUCAACAAGGUGAACUCAUAAGAACUUUGCCAUGCAAACAUUGUUUUCACAAAAUUUGCAUAGAUCCUUGGCUCUUGGAACAACGAUCAUGUCCCAUGUGCAAGUUAGAUAUUCUUUUGCAUUUUGGUCUUGUUUAUACUGGAAGCCAGGAAAGUGUGUUGGAAAUUGAUGAUGAUGAUUUUAGAAGGCCUCGCAAUAGUUUAAUUGAACAUGAUAUUGUGCUAGUUCAAAAUCAGAGACGUCAUUCAAGUGUUAGAGUUGCCAUAUCUAGGCGAGAAGGUAGGGCUACUUCACCAUGUAGUUUAUCAUCUCUAGAUCCUGAUGCUGCAGUUGUUGAGCAAUCUUUUGUUACUGCAGCUGUGGAUGUGUCAGAUGUUGCUGUUAAUACUAGUGAUCCUCCAUCAGAAGCAGAUUAUGAAAGUAGCGAAGAUAGAUGGACAGCUCCUUUUCCUAGAAAACUUUCAAAAAGUUUGAAGAAUUUACACCAGAGCAAAGAAUCUGUUAUGUCAAAUCACAAUGUCUCUGUCAAAAAUACAGAGAUAGAAAAUUUUGAAGUAUGUGAUUUGGGAUUUGAGAAUUAAUGUGUUGUACUGAUAGCAUUUUAUCAAGUGAUAUUUUCGUCUUGGUGAAAAAUCAUAGGAAUGUGUUCUUUGUGGAAUACAUUCUUUUACAUUAUUGGUAUGUUUCAAAGAAACUUCUUUAUCAAUAAGUUGCAUAUAGAUAAUGUAUAACAGAUAAAAGAGUG